Molecule: messenger RNA, 1917 nt
Organism: Exophiala bonariae
Lineage: Eukaryota; Fungi; Ascomycota; Eurotiomycetes; Chaetothyriales; Herpotrichiellaceae
Exons: 6
Coding region: 1-1917 (638 amino acids)
Biological process (GO): intracellular calcium ion homeostasis; calcium ion transmembrane transport
Cellular component (GO): membrane
Molecular function (GO): calcium:proton antiporter activity
Source: RefSeq, a predicted model, not a curated record
AUGCAUCGCGUACGGGCAUGGGCUCAUUCUUCUGCUCACAAAAACAAGUUCAAUCCUUGGUCGCAAGAUCUGGAAAGUGAUGCGGCUGCAAGAGAAAAGGCUCAAGAUGAUGAGCAAAAACCUUCGCGUGGUGCUCGGUUUUUGGCAAACGUGAAGACCGCGCUCUUCCACAGCUGGGUCAACGUCUUACUCAUCUUCGUCCCCGCCGGCAUCGCAGUCCACUUUGCUGGAGUCAAUCCCAAUGUCGUUUUCGCCCUCAAUGCCAUUGCUGUCAUUCCUUUGGCGGGCAUCCUUACCUUCGCAACAGAGUCCGUUGCACACAGACUCGGUCCAACUCUUGGCGCUCUUCUGAAUGUGUCAUUCGGAAAUGCAGUGGAAUUGAUCAUCUUUGUUAUUGCACUCGUCAAAAAUGAGUUGCGCAUCGUCCAAGCAGCAUUAAUAGGCUCACUCCUAGCAAACUUGCUCCUCAUUCUGGGCAUGGCAUUCCUUAUUGGGGGCCUUGAGUUUCAGGAACAAAUCUACGACAGCACAGUGACACAAAUGUCCGCCGCACUUUUGGCAUUAGCUGUGCUUAGUCUCCUCAUUCCCACCACUUUUCAUGCUUCCUUCAAUGACUUGGACCUGGCGGAUGAACGAGUCCUGAAACUCAGCCGAGGAACCUCAGUCAUUCUCCUCCUGAUAUACUUUUUGUAUCUCCUAUUCCAGCUCAAGUCUCACGCAUAUCUUUACGCUGGUACCCCACAACACCGCAUUGACGAACAGUCUGCUCCGGGCUUUCUUGCGCGCUUCGAUUCCACCACUUCAUCGUCUGCGAGCUCUUCAAGAGCGUCGACUGCCAGUACCGGGUCUCGCCGCCGAGUUCGAAAGAGCAUAAGAGCAAAACUUGGGCGUAAGAGACAGGUCAAGACAGAGGACGUUGAGGCUGAAGGUGGCGAUGCUAUUCUGUCGGAGGAGCCCGAGGCACUGAGUAAUGCUGAAGGAAAACAGCCUCAAUCUGACAGAGAUUUGGCGAGCGAUGUGCGCGUGCAAGGAGAGAACCACCCAUCUCCCCACCAAAGACCUGGUGUCAAAGACAAGAGAACCAACCCUGGAAACAGAGGCCUCUCCUUCCGUACUCCUCCCGUCUUUCGAUCUUCGACUCUACCACCUGGAAAUAAUACCGGCCAAGCGAUUACCGCACAUCCCCUACGACAGUACCGUUCAGAACCAGGUCAUAGCCGACGGGGCUCCUCGGCUGGUGAACAUUUUAGGAGGCAAAAUUCACCCAUGAUUCCAACCAAGCAAGAAGAAGGCGAGGCGCCUAUGAGUCAAACCGCUUCUAUCAUGCUCCUUCUGGCCUCUACAGGUUUGGUAGCUCUGUGUGCGGAAUUCUUGGUUGGGAGCAUUGAGCAUUUGGUGGAGAACUCACCAGUCUCAGAGGCUUUCAUCGGCCUGAUCAUCCUCCCAAUCGUCGGAAAUGCGGCCGAGCAUGUGACCGCCGUUACUGUCGCGGCCAAGAAUAAACUCGACCUUGCACUGGGCGUUGCACUUGGGAGCUCGAUCCAGAUUGCCCUGUUUGUGACACCUUUUGUUGUGAUUCUGGGUUGGAUUCUCGACAAAGAUAUGUCGCUCUACUUCAGUCUCUUCGAAACCGGGUCUCUUUUUGUUGCCACCUUCAUCGUGAACUUUCUGGUGAGUUGGGAUAUUCCGUCACUGUUCUACUAUUGUGACCUGGUCUUUGGCAAUCUGAUGACAGCUUCCCACAUUCAGCCAAGACAACCGAAGACUGACAUGAGGUUAUUACAGGUGCUUGACGGUAGGAGCAAUUAUCUCGAAGGGGCGCUUCUGUGCGCGUGUUAUAUCAUCAUUGCUGUUGGAGCAUACUUUUUCCCAGAUGGCCAAGACCAGAGCUCCUUGACUCGAGGGCCGGGAAGUUAG